Messenger RNA from Caenorhabditis elegans, 340 nucleotides. It is a transcript of the gene nssp-29, whose product is annotated as Toxin. The transcript is spliced from 3 exons. The record is from RefSeq and is marked reviewed. The coding region runs from base 13 to 243 and encodes 76 amino acids. NCBI's taxonomy places the organism in Eukaryota, Metazoa, Nematoda, Chromadorea, Rhabditida, Rhabditidae.
AGCACGUCAACCAUGAAAUGCUCCAUUUUCUUGGCUCUUGUGCUCUUCUCAGCCGUCUUGCUCUUCCAGUCAGAAGCCUCCUCUGUUCCAUCUUCUGAAGUACAGAAUACAUUGUUCAAGCCAUCAUCUGUUGUUUUCCGUGCUAAAUGCAAAAUGAUGUGCUCACAAAUGUGCUCUCCGGUUUUGGGAGUAUGUGAUCGGUACAACAAAUGCGUUUGUCUCAAUAAUUAUCGCAUUUUGUAAAUUUUAUUUGUUUUUGAUUUUUGGGCUUUUUGGAUCUCUGGAUUCAUUUAAAAAGUUAUAUUAAUAAAUAUUAUUUCAGUUAAAAAAAAAAAAAAAG